AUGCAAGACGUGCAAAAUCAGAAAUCUUUCCAGUAUUUGUACGAAGUGGAAACUCUAGCCCAGGAUAUUCUCACAGACAAGGAAACCAAGUUGGAUUUAAGCAACUCGAGAAACAAGUUCAGGGAGGCGUUUAGGGCGCUUCAAGGGGUGGAAGAUCGCCGGACGUGGAUGCAAAUGGGCUCGGUGUUCGUGGAGCGCCCCACUGAAGAGUGUAAACGAAUUUUGUUGAACGAAAUAGCAAACGCCGAUAAAGACAUCGAAGGACUGGAUAAAAGUAUCAAGAGCAAAUUGCAUAAACUGAGGGACUUGGAACAUGAGCCGAGAUUGGAGGGCUUCACGUUAAAUCCGAUUUCUGCAGCCGAAGCGAAGGCCCUGCAUAAGGCAUUUGGGGCCGUGUAG
Molecule: messenger RNA, 399 nt
Organism: Zophobas morio
Lineage: Eukaryota; Metazoa; Arthropoda; Insecta; Coleoptera; Tenebrionidae
Product: p53 and DNA damage-regulated protein 1-like
Exons: 2
Coding region: 1-399 (132 amino acids)
Biological process (GO): protein folding
Cellular component (GO): prefoldin complex
Source: RefSeq, a predicted model, not a curated record